AUGAACGACAACAAUACUAUCGACGACGACCUGGGGAAAAGGAAAUCACGGGUCGAAAAAUGGAAGGAAUAUCUCGCGCAGGACGUGGAUAAAUCAUGGGCAGACGUGAUAUUGCUGGUUGCUUGCUUCAUUUCUGGUCUCGUGGACAGUGCAGUCUUCAACGUCUGGAGCUGCUUCGUCAGCAUGCAAACGGGAAACACUGUUUACGUGGGCUUGGGAAUGUCAGGACAGCCUCUUAGCCAGCCAUAUCGAUGGGUCAAGUCAAGUACCGCCAUCUUGAGUUUUUGCAUUGGCACCUACUUUUUUAGUCGCGCAGCGCGAUAUCUUGGACCUCUGCGCCGCAGCACCAUGGCCGGCUCGUUCGUCUUCCAAGCGUUGCUUUGCUUCAUCGGUGCCGGACUGGUCGUCAGCGGCGUGGUGCACAAAGACGCCGGGAAUCAGCUACCCCGUAACCUGAUCGUGCUGCUCCCAUUGGCCAUGCUAUCUUUCCAGUCCGCCGGACAAAUCGUCAUGAGCCGGAUGCUCGCCUAUAAUGAGCUCCCCACCGUCGUCCUCACCAGUACCUACUGCGACCUGAUGUUCGACCCUGGAUUGUUUACUAUCCCGAUGAGUCAGAACUCCAAGCGCAAUCGGCGAUUCAUCUCGGCGCUGGCCCUGCUGGCAGGUGCCAUCUUGGGUGGCUUCCUCACCAAGAAUGGAGAUAUUGCAGAUCCACUUUGGAUUGCAGGGGCGAUCAAGAUCGCGUUGGCAUUGGUUUGGGUGUUCUGGAAAGCCGAAGGAACCAUCCGUCUCGACUGA
Exophiala aquamarina CBS 119918 is the source of this 798-nucleotide messenger RNA. RefSeq lists its product as uncharacterized. The record is from RefSeq and is a predicted model, not a curated record. Lineage: Eukaryota; Fungi; Ascomycota; Eurotiomycetes; Chaetothyriales; Herpotrichiellaceae. The coding region runs from base 1 to 798 and encodes 265 amino acids. The transcript is spliced from 2 exons.